This is a messenger RNA of Phycodurus eques (leafy seadragon), 11806 nucleotides long. It is a transcript of the gene cdh23, whose product is annotated as cadherin-related 23. The record is from RefSeq and is a predicted model, not a curated record. Gene Ontology annotation, molecular function: calcium ion binding. Gene Ontology annotation, biological process: homophilic cell-cell adhesion. The transcript is spliced from 68 exons. NCBI's taxonomy places the organism in Eukaryota, Metazoa, Chordata, Actinopteri, Syngnathiformes, Syngnathidae. The coding region runs from base 55 to 10152 and encodes 3365 amino acids. Gene Ontology annotation, cellular component: plasma membrane.
UCCAAUCUCGAGGUUGUCAGCCGGAGACGGACCCGGACAGGGAAGGUGCAGGUGAUGUCACUGAGUGUGGCUAUCGGUAGCAGGAUGACAUUUGCCGAGCUCCUCCUUCCGUUCCUUAUUCUACACGCCUGUGAAGGAUCCAACCAGCCGCCACGUUUCCUGAACUACUUCUUCUCAACGUACCUUCUCAUCUACGAAGAUAUGCCUGUUGGUUCCUCAGUGGCACAACUGAAGGCAAGUGACCCUGAAGGGGAACCACUCAUGUAUGGGGUUUCAGGAGAAGAGGCAAUGCGGUAUUUUUCAGUGAACAAAGACACUGGUGUUGUGUGGCUUCGACAGCAGCUUGAUCGCGAGACCAAGUCAGAGAUGCAGGUUGAAUUUUAUGUGAGCGACAUUCAAGAGGUGGUCAAAGACACAGUCAACAUCCAAAUUGGAGAUGUGAAUGAUAAUGCACCAACCUUCCAUGGGCAGCCUUACACUGUCCACAUCCCAGAGAAUACACAAGUGGGCAAAUUGGUUUUUAUGGUCAACGCUACAGACCCCGACCAGGGCACUGGAGGCAGUGUGCUUUUCUCCUUCCAGCCACCUUCUCCCUUCUUCAGCAUCGAUGGAGCCAGAGGUACUGUUACUGUUGUCAAACCUCUGGAUUUUGAGGCUACCUCAGCCUACCAGCUCACUGUCAAUGCCACGGAUCAAGAUAAAACAAGACCCCUGUCUCGGCUUGCCAACCUAGCUAUCACCAUUACGGAUGUCCAGGACAUGGACCCCAUUUUCACCAAUCUUCCCUACAGUACCAACAUAGAGGAAGAUGUUCCAAUGGGUUACGAAGUGCGCAAGAUAACUGCCAUUGAUCAGGAUUUGGGACGACCGAGGGGGAUCGGCUACACCAUCAUCUCAGGGAACACCAACAGUGUUUUUUCCCUGGACUACAUCAGUGGUCGCCUGACAGUGAAUGGCCAGCUGGACAGAGAAAACCCACUCUACUCAGCAGGAUUCACUCUUACUGUCAAGGCCACCGAGCUGAAAGAAGAUCGCAGUCCAUCAGAAGCUACAGUCAGGACCACCUUCACCAUCCUGCUUAUUGACAAGAAUGACAAUGCCCCAAAGUUCAACAGUUCUGAGUACCGUGUCCGCAUCACCGAGCUUGCCCAGGUGGGCUUUGCGCUGCCCCUCUUCAUUCAGGCUGAAGACAAGGAUGAGGGGGUGAACAGCAUGUUCCAGGUGUUCCUCACAGGGAACAAUUCCGAAUACUUUACCAUCUCUCCCACGGCUGUACAAGGGCGUGCCGACAUCAGAAUGAGGGUCGCGAUGCCACUAGACUAUGAGCGAAUCCGCACCUACAGUUAUUCACUCUACGCCAAUGAGUCCAUAUCCGACCAUGUGGGAUUUGCCCGCAUUUUUAUUGACCUUAUCAAUGAGAAUGAUAACAGACCCAUCUUCAGCAAAUCUCUCUACAACAUCAGUCUCCCUGAAAAUACACCCAGCGGUACCUCACUGCUUCGUAUCCUGGCUACAGAUGGAGACCUUGGCACAUUUGGUAUUGUGCGUUACUACUUCAGCGAUGAGCCAGACCAGUUUUCCUUAAAUGCAGAGACAGGCUGGGUGAUUCUGCGGGCCAGUUUGGAUUAUGAGUUGAUGCGUCGCUUCACACUGACUGUGCUAGCGAGGGACGGAGGAGGGGAGGAGACCACCGGGAGGAUCCGAGUCAAUGUGCUCGACGUAAAUGACAACGCGCCACUCUUCCAGAAGGAGGUGUACGUCGGCUCUUUGAGAGAGAACGAACAGGCUGUCCAGCCUGUGGCCCGAGUCAGGGCAACAGAUGAGGAUUCGCCUCCCAACAACUUCAUCACAUACAGCAUCAUUUCAGCAUCUGCCUUCCCUGAUUACUUCAGUAUCAUCAUGGUGGAGGGCUAUGCAGUGAUCAGUGUAACCAGGCCUCUGGACUACGAAAAGGUUCCUAGUGGAAUGAUCCAUCUGACAGUGAUGGCCGAAGAUGGAGGAAACCCAGCGAUUAACAGUACUGUCGCCGUCACAGUGGAGGUUAUUGAUGAAAAUGACAACCCACCCGAGUUCAGCAAGCCAUCCUACAUUGUCAAGAUUCCAGAGAACAUUAACGCUGGAGCUACAGUGCUGGUGGUCAAUGCCACUGAUUUGGACGCCUCUCGAGAGUUUGGCCAGGCCUCACUCAUCUACUCCCUGGAGGGGUCCUCCCAGUUUCGACUUAACUCACGCUCUGGAGAAAUCACCACCACAGCCUUGCUGGAUCGAGAGCUAAAGUCAGAAUACAUCCUCAUCGUCAGAGCUGUAGAUGGAGGGGUGGGCCCGCAACAAAAGACUGGCAUUGCCACGGUGAACAUAACCAUCCUGGACAUUAAUGACAAUGCCCCCCAGUGGAAGGAUGAGCCAUACCAUGCCAAUGUGGUGGAGAUGAGCCCAAACAACACAGAUGUCAUCUCUGUUCUGGCACUGGACCCGGACAACGGGGAGAAUGGGACUGUGGUGUACAGUAUCAGCGCAGAAAACCCAUUCUACACCAUAAACAGUAACACUGGGAAGAUCCGCACCAGUGGGGUAACCCUGGACAGGGAAGGUUCUGACCCCAGGGCCACAAUGCUCAUGAGAGUAAUCAUCAUCUCUGCUGUUGACCGUGGUGCACCUUCCCUGCAUGCAUCAGCGAGCGCUACAGUAUUUGUCAACCUGCUUGAUCUCAACGACAACGACCCAGCCUUUGUCAACCUUCCAUUUGUGGCGGAAGUACCAGAGGGACUCCCCAUUGGUUCGUCAGUGUUUAAGGUUCAGGUUGAGGACCCUGAUCAGGAUAAGAAUGGUUUGAUUACGAUGACAUUGCAGAUGGGUAUGCCUCGCUUGGACUUUUACCUGAACACUUCCACUGGCAUUCUCACCUCAUCUGCAAUGCUCGAUCGGGAGCAGAUUGGACAGUACCAUUUGAGGAUUAUAGCAUUCGAUGCAGGAAAGUUCCCUCGCACUUCAACUUCAACUCUCACUAUCACCGUUCUGGAUGUAAAUGACGAGACGCCCACCUUCAACCCUCGUGUAUACAAUGUGUCCCUGAAGGAGAGCGUCCCUAGAGACCACAUUGUAACACGCCUCAGCUGCUCGGACAACGACGCCGGCCUCAACGCUGAACUUAGCUACUUCAUCACAGGUGGUAAUCAAGAUGGUAAAUUCAGUGUCGGCUUCAGAGACGGCAUUGUUCGGACAGUGGUUGGCCUCGACAGAGAAACCCAGGCAGUGUACACAAUGGUCAUAGAAGCUAUAGAUAAUGGUCCAGCGGGCAGCAGGAGGACAGGCACAGCCACUGUGUUUGUUAAAGUUCAGGAUGUUAAUGACAACAGACCCAUCUUCCUCCAAAACAGCUAUGAGACCAGCAUACUGGAGACUGUACCGAAGGGAGCCAGCAUCCUUCAGGUACAAGCUACAGAUGCAGACCAAGGGGAGAAUGGGCUCGUCCUCUACAGGAUCGUCACUGGUAACAGUCACAAACUAUUCAGCAUUGACAAACAAACAGGGCUCCUGACCAGAGGCCUCCGUGCUUUGGACAGAGAGACAAGCAGCUCUCAUCUUUUAGAAGUGGAAGCCUACAACAGUGAUGAGGGAAGCAUGAGGAGCUCUGUGAGGGUGAUUGUGUAUGUGGACGAUACCAACGAUGAGGUGCCAGUAUUUACCCAGCAACAGUACAACCGCCUUGGCCUUAGGGAGACUGCUGGUGUUGGCACAUCGGUGAUAGUGGUUCGUGCCACAGACCCUGACACGGGCGAUGGUGGAGCAGUAGCUUAUGCCCUUGUGUCCGGCUCUGAUCACAAGUUUGAAGUGGACGUCAGCACAGGCCUGGUAACCACAGUGGACUACCUGGACUAUGAGACAAAGACCACCUAUCUGAUGAACAUCUCAGCUACUGACCAGUCCCCACCUUUCCACCAAGGCUUCUGCACGGUUUAUGUCACUUUACUCAAUGAACUGGAUGAGGCGGUGGCCUUCUUCUCAGCCGGUUAUGAGGCGUCCCUACGUGAGAAUAUUGCCACGGGAACAGAGGUGGUUCAGGUGCAGGCCCAGUCUGCUGACAACUUGAACCAGCUGACUUAUAGAUUCGAUCCUGAUACAUCACCUGCGGCUCUGGCCCUCUUCAGGAUAGAUAGCGUCACGGGCCGGAUCACAGUUACAGGCCUGCUGGACAGAGAGAAGGGAGACAUGUACACCCUGACUGUCGUAGCUGAUGAUGGAGGACCAAAAAGAGAUUCAACUGUGGUGUCGAUCACCAUACUUGAUGAGAAUGACAAUAGUCCAGAGUUUGAUAUCACAUCUGACGCUUCAGUGGACAUUCGGGAAAACACCCCCAUGGGAAAGAAAGUGGCUGUAGUUCUGGGAAGAGAUCGAGAUGCACGACUGAAUGGACUGGUCAACUUUAUCUUAGUCGCAGGCAAUAUGGAAGAUGUGUUUAAGAUCAAGACAGUGAACCACACCUAUGGGGAGGUCUAUGUCAAUGCUGCUCUGGACAGAGAGUCUGUGGAUCGCUACCUGCUAAAGGUGCGUGCCGUAGACAAUGGGUCACCUCCCCGACACACAGACCACUCCCUCACCAUCAAUAUCCUCGAUGUCAAUGACAAUGCACCUAUCGUUGAGAGUCCGAGGGGCUACAAUGUCAGCAUAAGCGAGAAUGUUGGAGGAGGCACUUCAGUUCUGCGUGUGAUGGCUACCGACUGGGACACGGGCCCUAACGCCAUGCUGUUUUAUUACAUCACCGCCGGAAACCAAGACCUGACCUUCCGCAUGGACCGCAUGACAGGGGAGAUGGUGACACGGCCCGCCCCUCCUGAUCGAGAGCGUCAACAGGAGUACAGACUUAUUGUGACUGUGGAGGAUGAUGGCACACCUCCUCUGUCGACCUCCACCACCAUCAACAUUCGCAUUGUGGAUGAAAAUGACAACGCUCCUGAAUUUCCAGAGGAGGAGUAUGUCACUGUGCUGAGCGAGGGCCCUGACACAGUGGGGGCUACCAUCGCUACGGUAACAGCCAUCGACCCGGAUGAGGAUCUGAAUGGCACCUUGCGAUACGCCAUCACUCAUGGCAACCUAAUCCAAACUUUUCACAUCAACAGCAUUACGGGGAGGAUUACAGCUGUGAAGGAGCUCGACUUUGAGAUCAGCAAUGGACACUAUGCUCUGGUGGUCACAGCGACAGAUCAAAGUCCAAAUCCUGCCCAUCGUUUGACAUCCAGCACAACAGUGCUUGUGAACGUCCUAGAUGUGAAUGACGUGACACCCGCUUUCCCCAGAGCCUAUGAGGGGCCCUUUGAGGUGACUGAGGGCCAGCCAGGUCCUCGGGUCUGGACACUCAGAGCCAGUGAUGAAGACUCAGGGCUGAAUGGAAAAGUGGAGUACAGCAUCACUGGUGGAGAUAAUCAAAAUGAGUUCAUGGUUUCUCCCGUGGAGGGUGAACUUCGAGUGAGGAAGGAUGUUGAGUUGGAUCGAGAGACCACUGCCUUUUACAACAUCACUGUCACAGCCAGAGACCUGGGCAUGCCAUCGCGCAACAGCUCGGUUGUAGUGGGGGUCCAUGUUCGAGACAUCAAUGACAACGACCCUAUCCUCCUAAACCUGCCUUACAACACGAGUGUGAGUGAGGGUGCCUCGAUACAUACAUCUGUGGCACGAGUCCGAGCGAGAGAUGCAGAUAGUGGGCGCAAUGCAUUGCUCUCCUAUAACAUCACUGCUGGCAACCGGGAUGGAGCAUUCUACAUCAAUGACACAUCAGGUGUGGUGCGGGUGAACAGACCACUAGACAGAGAGCGAGUGCCUGAGUACAGACUCACUAUCACUGUCAAAGAUAACCCUGACAACCCUCGCAUCGCUCGGAGGGAUUCAGACCUCCUGGUCAUAACCGUACUGGAUGAGAAUGACAACAGACCUGUAUUUACCAGAAACAGUUACAGGGCUGAGAUUACAGAGAACCCUGCAGCAGGCAUUACUGUAACAGUGUUGAAUGGGCCCGUUCUGGCUGUAGAUAAAGAUAUUGGACCCAAUGCUGUCGUGAAGUAUCGUCUGCUGGGAGCCAGGGUGGACCUUUUCACUGUGGAUGCUAACACUGGAGUUGUUCGCGUGCAACCGGGAGCCAAGUUGGACCGCGAGGCGUUUCAGGAGCCUCGGAUAGAGUUGGUCCUAGUUGGGGAGGACAUUGGGGGAUUAAACAGCAGUGUUCCUCUCACAGUGACAAUCCUGGACCAGAAUGACAACCCACCUGUUUUCAGUCCUUCCAGUUUCAGUGUGCGACUCCCAGAGAAUAGCCCCACUGGUGUGGUGGUGACCCAGCUGUCUGCCAUCGACGCUGACUCCGGCUCGAAUGGCUGGCUCAUGUACCGCUUGGUAAGCGGUGCUCAAGAUCGCUUUGUUGUUGACGCUCUCUCCGGUGCCGUUCUAGUCGGCAACACCACCCUGGAUAGGGAAGAGCGUGGGUCCUACCGCCUCGUUGUCAUGGCAACCGACCGUGGCACACCACCCACGUCUGGCACGGCCACUCUAAUGGUCAUCCUUGAUGACAUCAAUGAUUCGCGACCUCGUUUUAUAGAACCUCUAACCAUGAUUAAUGUCAACGAGUCCACGCCGCCUGGGGUGGUGGUCGCCACUUUGACAGCUGAGGACCCCGACCUGCAUCCCCGUCUGGAGUAUUAUAUCAUCUCAGUGGAAGCAAAGGAUGAUGGGAAUAACCCUGUAGACGGCCUGCAGGAGUCCUUUGGCAUUGAUUUGCACACUGGUGCAGUAUUUGUACGCAACCCACUCAACAGAGAACAGGUAGCUACUUUCGAGAUUAUCGUGUCCGUCCAUGACAACGCCAGUGAGGUUAUUGACAAGUCUGGCAGUGUCCCAAACGCGAGACUCACGAUCAACGUUUUGGAUGUAAAUGACAACGCUCCUCGUUUCCGGCCCUUCGGAGUGACCAAUUUCACAGAGAAGAUCUUGGAGGGAGCGCAGCCAGGCACAACACUGCUCUCUGUGUCAGCUGUGGACCCGGAUAAAGGCCCCAAUGGCCAGGUCAUCUAUCAGCUGCUCCACUUGCCACGAGGAGGCUACGUCAGACUGGAGGAUCAUUCCACUGGUAAGAUUGUGGCCAACCAGACAGUGGAUUUUGAACAAGUGCAAUGGCUUAAUUUCACUAUUCGGGCAAGGGACCAUGGAAGUCCUCCUCGGAUUGCUGAAUUGCCUGUUUUUCUACGCAUAGUGGAUGUCAAUGACAACAAUCCAGUCUUCCUACAACCGUCAUAUCAGGAGCCUGUUUUUGAAAAUGUGAACCUCGGCACAACCAUAGUUCGUGUCAGUGCAACAGAUGCCGAUUCAGGUCUCUUUGCUGUUGUUGAGUACAGCUUAGUAGACGGGGAGGGCAAAUUUGGCAUCAAACCAACCACUGGAGAAAUCUACAUCCUCUCUCCCUUGGACAGAGAGACAAAAGACCACUACACUCUAACUGCCAUCGCCCGUGAUAACCCUGGUGGUAGUUCUAACAACAGGCGAGAGAAUUCUGUCCAGGUCCUCGUGACAAUUCUCGAUGUCAACGAUUAUCGGCCACAUUUCUCUGAGCGAGUAUUCACCACCAGCGUGUUUGAGAACGAGCCCAGUGGAACAUCAGUGAUCACAGUGAAGGCUUCUGACCUGGAUGAAGGCGAGAACGGUGCAGUACUCUACAGCCUGCUGGGAGCACAUUCAGAUGCUUUCUCCCUGGAUCCAAACACAGGUCUUGUGCGUUCUCGCCGUCUGCUUCAGUCAUCUGAGAGCUUCAAUCUGACUGUGGUGGCCACAGACCAGGGGCGUCCCCCCCUGUGGACAACCGCGGACCUCAUCAUCACAGUGAUAGACGUCAAUGACAACCGACCUGUAUUUGUCAGACCAGCCAAUGGAACCAUCAUCCAUAUCUCAGAGGAGCAGCCUCCGGGCCUGCCAGUGUAUGAAGUUCACGCAACCGACUCCGAUGAGGGCGUGAACGGAGAGGUGCGCUACGGCUUCCUGCAGACUGGAGCGGGCAACAGAGACUGGGAAAACUUCCAUAUCGAUGCCACAUCUGGAGUCAUUACAACUACAGUCAAACUGGACAGAGAGAAGCAGUCCCUCCACAGUCUUAUCAUUGUGGCCCGUGACAUGGGCCAGCCAGUGCCUUAUGAAACCACGCGACCUCUGCAGGUUGCGCUUUUGGAUAUUGAUGACAAUGAGCCAGUCUUUCUCAAACCACCACGUGGCAGCUUGCCUUACCAGAAGCUGUCCGUGCCCGAGCACUCCCCACCUGGGACUGUGGUGGGGAACGUGACCAGAGCUGUGGAUGCUGAUGAAGGCUCCAAUGCCAUUGUUUACUACUUUAUUGCAGGGGGAAACAGCGAUGGAAACUUUGGCUUGGGUCUAGACGGAGAGCUAAACCUGUAUAGGGAACUGGAUCGUGAAGAGAAUCCAGUCUAUUCCAUCAUCAUCAAGGCCUCUAGUAACAAGAGCUGGAGUCCUUCAAGGGGUCAAAGGGCUUCACGGGCCAAAGCCUUGGAUCCUGCCCGAGACCCCAGCCUGCUGGAGGUGCGGAUUGAACUGGAAGACAUCAAUGACCAGAAACCGCGAUUUGCCAAGGCAGAGUACACUGCAGGGGUGGCUGCCAAUGCCAAAGUGGGCUCAGAGCUCAUUAAAGUUGUGGCAAUAGAUAAUGACAUCGGUAACAACAGCUUGGUGCAGUAUCACAUUGUUACCAUUCGUUACUUCCCGUCUCAGAGCAACGGCAGCGAGGAUGUUGGGAGCAUUUUCAUUAUAGGUUUAACAGAUGGUAUCAUUCGCACAUAUGACCUCUUCACGGCUUAUAAUCCUGGAUAUUUUCAACUAGAGAUUUUGGCAUGCGACCUGGCAGGACAUAGCACCACCACUAACGUCAAUAUCUACAUCCUGCGGGACGACCAGAGGGUCAAAAUAGUCUUCAAUGAGAUCCCUGAUUCGGUCCGUGAAAACCAAGAUGAUUUCAUUAACUUGCUAUCCAACAUCACUGGAGCUAUUGUCAACCUGGAUGACAUACAGUUUCACGUGGACAAGAAGGGCAGGGUGAACUAUGCCCAGACUGACAUGCUGGUCCACGUAGUCAACAAUCAAAGCAACACCAUCCAAGAUGUUGACAGAGUCAUCCAGUUGAUCGAUGAAAACAAGGAGCAGCUGAGAAAUUUGUUUAGGAAAUACAGCGUGGUGGAUGUUCAGCCCGCCGUCAGUGACAAGCUGGCUGAUGACAUCACGACACUACAGCUGGUCAUUAUUAUUCUGGCUGUGCUGCUCUGCCUGGCUGGGAUAUUGUUUGUCUCAAUGAACUGGCAUUAUCGCAGAGUGCAUCAGAGGAAGCUCAAAGCUAUCGUUGCAGGAUCAACAGGGAACCAGGGUUUGAUGGACAUUCUGGACAUGCCCAACACCAACAAGUACUCUUUUGAGGGAGCCAAUCCGGUGUGGCUCGAUCCGUUCUGUCACAACCUGGAGCUGGCUGCUCAGGCAGACCAUGAGGACGACCUGCCUGAGAACCUGAGUGAGAUAACGGACCUGUGGAAUAGCCCUGCACGCACUCAUGGAACAUUUGGUCGUGAGCCUCAAGCGAAGCCUGAUGAUGAUCGUUACUUGAGAGCAGCGAUUCAGGAGUACGACAAUAUUGCUAAACUGGGCCAGAUCAUGAGGGAAGGGCCUAUCAAGGGUUCCCUGCUCAAGGUGGUCCUGGACGAUUACCUGAGACUGAAAAAACUAUUUGCAGCCAGACUCGUCACUGUAUCCACCAGCCAGGAAGAAAACUCAUCAGUCACUGAGCUGAUCCAGAGUGAUUUGGAUGAUGACGAGGAUGAGCGCAUGAGCAUGGGCGGAGGUCGCGGCACUCUCCGCUUCAAACACAAGCUUCCCAUGGAGUUGAAGGGGCCGGAAGGUGUGCACGUGGUCCACGGCAGCACAGGUACCCUGCUCACCUCCGACCUCAACAGCCUGCCGGAGGAUGACCAGCGGGCUCUGGCGCGAUCUCUAGAGGCUCUAAACGCUGACGGGGGGCUUUACUCUGAGCGCAACGCCCGCACAGAGUCGGCCAAGUCGACUCCGAUGCAUCGUCACAAGGACGGCGAGCUACGGGAGAGCCCUUUGGAAAUUACUGAGUUAUGACUAGCCGAGGCCUCGCUGGUCUGAGCCCAACCAUGACUCAAGUGUGUGCGUGUGCUUGUGUCUCCACACCACCACCCUGACCCUGUUGGGAAGGUACGGGGAAGAUCCGAGAAGGACCAGAGUGUGAGCGUGCUAGUCCACAGCCCACAUGGGCCGAAAACUCAUAACUAGAUAGGUUUAGGUGGAUGGUGAGCCUGCUUAAAAAGUUUUUUUUUCCCCUUUUUCAAAAUAAAAAUGAUCAGCAGGGCGCAGCAAGAACAAAACUAACAGGAGUCAUCAAGUUUCAUCCAAAGAACAGAAGGGACAUGCAGGACAAGAAUUCCUAUGGCAGAGACUGUAGAAGCAGAGGGUGCUGCAUCCUCACUUGUUCUGCUGAAGGUUUACUCGGACUGCAUUCACUCACACAAACACACACACACACUCAGCUUCACACACAUUCAGACCAGCAAAUGGCCUUCAAUGGGACACUGAUUAUUCCAACUCCUUUUCAUAUUUUGAGUUAAUUUGCAAGUGUAAAAACAGUGUCUGUGGAGUAAAGAUGAAAUAUGAAGAUCUUUAUUUUAGUAAUGACAGGAAAGUACUGAUGCAGUGCGACCGCAACGCCUCACAUAACCUUGAUGCUUGACAAAUUAAACUUUCCAUCUGCACUGUGGAAAUUGUUGGAUCAAAAAUAAAAGGCAGCCACAACUGACCAAGCAGGAACAUGCUUGUCCAUCUUUUCCUGGUGAGCAUAUUGUGAAUUUGUGGUUUAAAUGGAGACACCUAACUGAUGACAAGAACACCUCAAUGGAUUAUUCAAAAUGGUUGAUUUUGGAGCAAAAAUGAGAACUUUCAGCCCUCAAACAAAUUGGAUGAAAAAUAUAUUAGCCGUUGUAUUUUAUUGAUAGGAAAAUGGCAACUUGCCCACCAAGACGUUACACUGCCACCUGAGGGUACUUAAAGAGUCAUGCUCAAAUCAAGCAAUUUUUUUUUAUUUCAAAAUUAGUAUUGGAAUUAUGAUAUUUUUAAAUUCAAAUGCCUGCUUACUGCAACAGGAAGGUCAUUUUCGUAUUUGGAUGUCUGUGGGUGUACGUGUAACUUGUGCAAUGGUGUUUUUCUGAUGAGUGGUGUGUUUUCAAGGUUAAUUUUUAUAUAUGCAUUUUUGUAUGUUUUUAUUUCUUUGUCGUUACUCUUACCAGCCCUGAGAUCUGUGAUAGUAAAAGAAAUAUCCAACCAUCUGUCACAGUCUUAGUAGGGUGACUGGAAAGUGGUUUGUUGUUGAUAAAAAUGUUGGACAAUUAUAGUGAAUCAACCUGAACAAGGCGGGUUCUUACACGACAAAUUUUUAUAUUACAGUAUUGUUAAAGAAGUGGUGCAAAAUUGGCCAGCUGUGGCACACUCUGGAAAACAUUGCCAUCUAGUGGUUGUAGACAAUAAACGUAAAAUGAGUUUGUAAGCCCAUUGAUUUAUUGUUUCCAAGUUAUAUAGAAAAGUCAUCAAUUACAGAUUUCAAGAAACCUGGCAGCAGUAGGCAAAGACUCAAUGCUGAGUUCUCAUCCCUGUUAAGGAUCACAUUCAUCGGCUCGUGGCGCUCCCAGAUGUGGCCGUGGUGCUGCUUGCUGGUGUCUUCUUCAGUGUCCGAUUCAGCUGUGGAGACGGGAGAGAAUUUGAGUCA